AUGGACCCAUCACGGACGACGUUAGAAGACUGGCUGGACGAGCUUUGUGCUCGCUUCCUGAAUAAUCUCCCAAAGGAGGAGUUGCAGGAAUUCAGCAGAAUCGGCAUGCAUCUCGAAGAAGCACAAUGGUUCUACGAAGACUUCAUCCGGCCCUUGAACCCCACCACCCUGCCAAACCUCAGGAUACGAGAUUUCAGUCUGCGAAUCCUCCAGCAUUGUCCCGUCACCUCCAUCGCCUCGCUCGACAUCCUUGAAAAGGCAUACGAUAACUGGGUUGCCUACAAAAAACGGAUACCAGUGCGGGGCCUGAUCAUGCUCAACGAGGCCAUGGACUCAGCCGUGCUCGUCAAGGGUUGGAAGUCCAGCGCCAACUGGAGCUUCCCCCGCGGCAAGAUCAACCAGGAGGAGGACGACUUGCAUUGCGCGAUACGUGAAGUCUACGAGGAAACCGGCUUCAACGUGGAGGAGGCCGGGUUGAUACCGCACAACCGGAAAGUCAAAUACUUCGAGCAGACAAUCAGGGAUCAGCAUCUGCGCCUCUACGUGAUCCCAAACGUACCCAUGGAUACACAUUUUGAACCCAGGACAAGAAAAGAGAUCUCCAAGAUCCAAUGGUACAAGCUGGUUGACCUUCCCGGGCGUGUCAAGAAGAAACAAGCACAAGAUAAUGCUGCGGGCCCAAAUGCUUCCAAGUUCUACAUGGUAGCGCCCUUCAUGGAGCCUUUGAAUAGAUGGAUCAAGCACGAGAUCAAGAAGAAGGACAAGAUGAGGAACAGUCGCCGGUCUGGCCCUGCUUUGCAGGCCGAGAUGGAUGAAAUCAUGACGGAGGAGGAGGGCACCGCGACAGAAACCAGGACGGAUCUGCCUCCGCCCUCAGAUGCUAAAGACCACGUCCAUGAGGCUGCAACUCGAGAGCUCCAAAGACUCUUGAAGAUCCAGCCGCAGGCGCAGGCUCCACAGCCGGCGGCGCCCCCAGAUCUGAGCCAGGAUCGCGGCCAGGCGCUUCUGGCAAUGUUACAGCAACAGAGGGACGCGCCGAGCGAGAGCCAGCUUGGGAGAGCUCCACCUGAUGCUCAUGUACCGCACACACCCUUGGAUCAUGUACACAACGUCGCCCCGAUCCCUCAAAAUCCCCACCAUAAUCACUCCUCUCAUCGACUUCCAGCGUACCAGCCAGCGCAUCCUCCUUUUCCUUCACAGCCAGACAUGAACAGUCAGCUUCUGUCUGUCCUUGGCGCUGGGGGCGCACCCGCAAGGCCCGCGCCGCAGCAAGGACAGGCGACAUACCAGCAGCCAUCAGCACAAUACACCCCGAACAGCGUUAAUCAGCCAGGCUUGGUACACCCGCAGCCUCUACCUCGUCAAGCGAACCACCUCUUGGCGAAUGCCCUGGGGCCCAACCCGGCCCCUGACAAUAGGACCGGCCAGAUGUACCAGCAAGCGAGCAUGUGGCCGCAGUUCGCUGCAGGUAUGGGAGCGUCGCAACAUAUGCCGCAACACAGCGCGGCCACCUCGCGUCUGCAGGCAGCGCCUCUGGAUAAUGCCCGUCAAGCUCUGCUUGAUGCUUUCAAGAAGGACACCACCCCGGCACAGAAGCUUGCACAGCAGUCUGCACAGCAGCAUGUGCAGCAAAGUCCAGCUUCGCAAAAUCGCGUGGAAGGGGGCCAGAGACCAAACCAGCAGCUGACAUCGCAGAACCUGGCCGCCUUGGCAUCAACAUAUUCUCCCGGACGGCAUGGCGGGCAGCCUAUGCAGGCCCCAACAAAUGGAAGCCCUCAAAUUGCUGCCGCUCAAGCGGCUCUGAGGCCGUCAAAUGUGCCAGAGAGCCAGAGAACUGCACUGCUGGACAUUUUCAAGCAAGCUGCGACCGCGUCUCCCACACGCCAAGGGGCUCAAUUGAACUUGAAAGAGAACAACUCUCCAAAGCGGCAACAGCAGCAACCUGCUCUUCUCGGCGGGGGCUCAUCGGUCGCACAGAUGAACAAUGGCUCAACCCAGCUGAACCUGGGACUCCCUUAUGGUGCGCCUUUUGGGGCACAAUACCCCGCGGCUCGUCCUCGGGACGGUGAGCCUGGCAACAUUCUACCGCAAUCACAUCUGGGGCCGGUGCCACAAAACGUCGAGAAUAUCGGUCGUGGUCCCCACAGCUAUUCCACAACCGGGCUGCCUUAUAGCGGCACUUCUCGGCCUGCGCAGUCUCAAGCGCAAGGUGGCAUGGCCACCCUCCCCAACGUGGCUCAGCAUCACCAGGCGGCGGAUCCCCAGCAGCUGCAGAAACUGAUGUCUUUGUUCAAUAAAGAGUCACCAACCAUAAGCUCGCAGGCGCCUCCAUCGAGUUCGUAUAAUCCGGUCGCAACGCAAAGCAGCAACAACCCUGCCUUGUUCAACAUGGGAAGGCUCGCAGCCCAGCUACCCAACGCGGGCUCGAAUCUUGUCCCGCCUGGAACCUCCCAGGGCUUGGACGGGGCCAGCAGCUCCGCGUCGAUGUCGCGUCGCGGUAGCCAGCAGGCGCCGAUAUCGCCCGAGAACGAGAAGUUCCUGCUAAACUAUCUCAAGACUGUCAGUAGCUCUGCGAAAUAG
This is a messenger RNA of Diaporthe batatas, 2580 nucleotides long. RefSeq names its product decapping enzyme complex catalytic subunit. Gene Ontology annotation, biological process: nuclear-transcribed mRNA catabolic process, nonsense-mediated decay; deadenylation-dependent decapping of nuclear-transcribed mRNA. Gene Ontology annotation, cellular component: cytoplasm; P-body. Gene Ontology annotation, molecular function: manganese ion binding; RNA binding; 5'-(N(7)-methylguanosine 5'-triphospho)-[mRNA] hydrolase activity. The record is from RefSeq and is a predicted model, not a curated record. Bases 1 to 2580 code for a protein of 859 amino acids. Lineage: Eukaryota; Fungi; Ascomycota; Sordariomycetes; Diaporthales; Diaporthaceae. The transcript is spliced from 2 exons.